GUCACGCGAUUGCGAACACUGCCUCAGUAUCAGAAAAGGCGAUUUCGUUCAAACCCAAAAUAUCGUCGCAGAAUAGUUCACGAUGAACGCCCAAACGCCGGUCUUUGUUAUGAAUACUGCGCCCGAACGGCAAUCGGGACGCAAAGCACAGACAUCGAAUAUCCAAGCUGGAAAGGUUGUUGCCGAUGUUAUAAGAACAUGUCUUGGACCAAAGGCUAUGCUCAAGAUGAUACUUGAUCCUAUGGGUGGCAUUCUUCUUACCAAUGACGGGAACGCGAUACUCCGUGAGAUUGACGUUGCACAUCCUGCCGCCAAGAAUAUGAUCGAUCUAAGCCGGACGCAGGAUGAAGAAGUUGGAGAUGGCACAACAAGCGUUAUCAUUCUGGCAGGAGAAAUUCUCGCUCAGGCUCUUCCUCUUCUCGAAAGGAAUAUGCAUCCCGUAGUCAUCAUAUCUGCCUUUAACAAAGCACUCAAAGAAGGGCUAGACAUUAUUACCCGCGUUUCGGUCCCUAUCGACACAUCCAGCGACGCAGAGAUGCUUAAUCUGAUCAAGACUUCAGUUGGAACGAAGUUCGUCGCAAGGUGGUCUUCCCUUAUGUGCAAUCUUGCUUUGCAGGCUGUACGGACAGUCAUGCGCGACGAUGAUGGGAUAAAAACGGUUGACAUAAAGCGAUAUGCUCGUGUUGAGAAGGUUCCAGGAGGCGAAAUCGAAGAAAGCAGAGUUAUCCGUGGCGUAAUGCUCAACAAGGACGUCACGCAUCCAAGUAUGCGAAGACGAAUAGUUAAUCCUCGCAUCAUACUUCUGGAUUGUCCUCUUGAGUACAAGAAAGGCGAAAGUCAGACCAGCAUGGAACUGUCGAAGGAGGAGGACUGGGCCCGAGCACAAGAGAUCGAGGAGGAGCAGGUGCAGCAACUAUGCCAAACUCUGAUCUCCUUUAAGCCCGAUCUCGUCAUUACCGAAAAGGGCGUGUCAGACAUUGCGCAGCAUUACCUCUCGAGAGCUAGCGUGUCUGUCCUUCGUCGGGUCCGCAAAUCCGACAACAACCGUAUCGCUCGAGCUGUUGGAGGCACCAUCGUGAAUCGCGUUGAGGAUCUCCGUGAUUCAGAUGUCGGGACGGGUUGUGGGCUCUUCUAUGUAGACAAAAUGGGUGAUGAGUACUUCUCAUUCAUCACCGAGUGCUCUGCCCCUCGCGCAUGUACCAUUCUCCUCCGUGGCCCUUCGAAAGAUAUCCUCAAUGAAGUGGACAGAAAUCUCGCGGACGCUAUGUCCGUCGCACGUAACGUUUUCUUCAAUCCUCGUCUUGCUCCUGGAGGAGGCGCCACCGAGAUGGCAGUGAGUGUAGGGUUGACAGCGAAAGCACGGACAAUCGAAGGCGUCGAGGCUUGGGGCGUGAGAGCAAUAGCGGACGCUAUGGAAGUUAUCCCACGAACACUGAUACAGAAUGCGGGCGGUAAUGCCAUCCGGGCGUUGACUGAGUUAAGAGCAAAGCAGGUCGUUGGGGGGCACAUGUGGGGUAUCGAUGGUAAUACAGGCAAACUUGUUGACAUGAAAAAGUAUGGACUCCUUGAAUCUGCUAGUGUUAAGAUCCAGACCCUUAAAACCGCCAUCGAGGCUGCCCGCGUAUUGCUCCGAGUAGAUGAUAUUGUACAGGCUCGUCGACAGGACAAGGAUCGUGCCGAGGGCGGGGGUGGACCGGCCCCAGAGACGGAAGGGAUGGAAUCCUAAAUGUCGUAGCGCGCAAUCAAAUACAGACGUUUAAUCCCUGAGGGAACACGCGUGUAUUUUAACCCGUACCGAUUCUCCUGCAAGAUGGAAAUCGAUGUGGAGUGCGAGGAAAAGCCGGACAGAAACGGGGGAUCUAAUGGCUAGUACACAUAAAUCGUAGCACAAGGAUGGGUGAAUGCAUGCAAUGAUGGGUAUAGUGAGUCGUGGAGGAUUGAAAAGAAA
Cantharellus anzutake is the source of this 1948-nucleotide messenger RNA. Its product is annotated as T-complex protein 1. Gene Ontology annotation, cellular component: chaperonin-containing T-complex. The transcript is spliced from 9 exons. Bases 83 to 1726 code for a protein of 547 amino acids. Gene Ontology annotation, molecular function: ATP hydrolysis activity; ATP binding; ATP-dependent protein folding chaperone. The record is from RefSeq and is a predicted model, not a curated record. NCBI's taxonomy places the organism in Eukaryota, Fungi, Basidiomycota, Agaricomycetes, Cantharellales, Hydnaceae. Gene Ontology annotation, biological process: protein folding.